Molecule: messenger RNA, 1558 nt
Organism: Dromiciops gliroides (monito del monte)
Lineage: Eukaryota; Metazoa; Chordata; Mammalia; Microbiotheria; Microbiotheriidae
Gene: TTC4
Product: tetratricopeptide repeat domain 4
Exons: 10
Coding region: 60-1265 (401 amino acids)
Molecular function (GO): Hsp90 protein binding
Source: RefSeq, a predicted model, not a curated record
CCGGCCGAGUGAGGGCGGAAGUCAGGCAGGUCGGCGUGGGCGGCGGAGCCGGAGCGGUGAUGGAGGCUCAGCGGCAGAACGCGGCCGGGGGCGAGCCCCAGGCCGAAAGGCAGGGGCAGGGGCGGGGGCUGCCGGAGGAGGAGGAGGAUGACGCCAUGGACGCCUUCCUGGAUAAGUUCCGCAGCCAACCGUACCGGGGCCGUCUGCACGAGGACACGUGGGAGCAGGAGUUGGAUAAGAUCCCAAUGUUCAUGAAGAAAGCUCCAUCCGAAAUCAACCCCCAAGAGAAUCCCGAGUUGGCUUGUCUGCAGUCCCUUAUCUUUGAUGACGAGAGACCUCUCGAAGAGCAAGCCAAGACCUACAAGGAUGAGGGCAACGAUUACUUCAAAGACAAAGACUACCAGAGAGCGGUGGCUUCCUACACUGAGGGGCUGAAGAAGAAGUGCUCAGAUCCCAAUCUCAACGUUGUGCUGCUGACCAACCGCGCGGCGGCUCAGUUUCACCUAGGCAACCUGCGCUCUGCGCUGAAUGACGUCCUGGCGGCCAGGAAGCUCAAGCCAAGCCACCUCAAGGCCAUCAUCAGAGGUGCCAUGUGUCAUCUAGAACUGAAGAACUUCUCAGAGGCCAUGAGCUGGUGUGACGAGGGCCUGAGGCUGGACUCCAAGGAGAAGAAGCUGCUGGACAUGAAAACCAAGGCCGACAAGCUGAAGCGGGCUGAGCAGCGCGACAUCAGGAAGGCAAAGCUGAAAGAGAGGAAGGAGGCCGCUCAGCAGGGGAUGUUGCUCCGUGCUGCCCAGGCAAGAAAGAUCCGGUUGGCGUCCACGGCCUCCGAUGAGGAGGAGGAGUCAGUGCCCUCCUAUGUUGGCCUGGUCUCCCAGGAUGCUGUGGGGGCCAGAGUGUCUCUGGAUGACAGCGGCCGACUCAGCUGGCCCACGCUGCUCCUGUACCCCGAAUAUGGCCAGACCGACUUUAUCUCUGCUUUUCACGAGGACUCCAGGUUCAUCGACCACUUCAUGGUUAUGUUUAAGGAGCGGCCGGUGUGGGACCUGGAACGGAAGUACCGCCCGAACAACCUGGAGCUCUACUUUGAAAACGAGGACGGGGACGAGAUGUACCAGGUGAGCCCGGAGCACACCCUGCUGGAGACACUGCAGCACCCCAGGUACUUGGUCAGAGCUUGGACUCCCGUCUUUAUGGUCUUUGCAAAGCAGUCAUCUUUUUGCAAGAAAUUCAUGCAGGGCAGGAAGGUGCAUUGGCUGAGGUGAUGGGAGCCCCCUGUCCCCCAGGGGGUCAGGCCCUGCCCCUCCCACAUCUGUCCAGAGCCCAGGCUCCCCUCGGUCCUGGCCACACCUCCAGCUGAUGAGAGCUGGCAGAGGAGAUGCGGUCGCUCUCAAAGCCUUUGGCCCCGGCGUCCAGGUUCCUCCUCCCCUUGUUGACGAGGCUCUUGGCAGACCACCACUUUAAUACAGUAUGAUUAUUAUUUUUAAAAGUUUAUUACCAACUUAAUAACCAUCUCCAUGAAAACAAAACAGAAUAAAGUCAUACUUGAAGCCAUAAA